GAGCUACAGGAUUACAUAAUAUGACAGGGAGGGACCCUGAGUUGAGGGACACGCCUAAUUUGUUUGUACCCCUUCCAAUUGCCAACUUAAAGUGACCAUGAAUCAUCACCACUGAAAUUUAGCAACCGUCGAUCCCCCCUACCACUCAACCAAAAAAUUCAUUAAUGACCCAUGCUCCUUCCCUUCCUUGCCAUGGAUCCAUACGCUGAGCGCACUCCAUCACUCACUAGCUCUGAUUCUUCAAGAUCUAGCACUUCAAGUGAUCCCAUUUCCAUGGAUCCACCAGUCCUCUCAAACAGAGACAGGGCUCUUCCUUCAAUACCCCGUGAAUUGUCUCAAAAAUCAUACCACAUGCCUCCAAGGGAAAGUCUUAUACACCAGAAUGACUCACUGAGGUCGGCCAGAAGGCCGACCCUCGUUCAUCGUCCACCGCAGCCUGCUUCAUCCUUGGCCAAAUCGUUGGCAUGGAAGAGAAUGCACCGUGCGGCCGUCCGUUCCCUCAAGCAGCCACAUGUUCUCGCGCGCUUAUUACAAUUCAUACAAUGGGCUGAUUUUUACGUCCUGUUAUCAACUUGCGCUGAUAUGAGGCAUCUCUGGGAUAAUCAUGAUUUUAGAGAUGUCAUACUAUCCCAUUUUGUCCCGGGCUACAACUACGCUCUUAGGCAUCGCGACCUCUCCAAGUAUCAAGACUUGGACAUAUCCCUUCAAGACCUUGACCUCUUGCUUAUCUCGCAGCGCGUUCCCCCCCAUCAAUACCCUGUUCACGCACUCAGGAGCAUAUCGAGCCUACCACCCAGCCGAGAUUAUGAUGCAACUGCCGCAAAAUUAACCCAUAAACUCGCCAUUCUCUGUCUCACACACUCGCGAUUCGUACUGCUUCUUCAGUCCUUUGUCCAUAGUUCUCCUCUCCCCCUACCUAUCGAUGAUGACUCCCAUUUUCAACCCCCACGGUUUCCUUCAGUAUCCCCCACACUGCCUCAUGGCCUCCGCGAGCUCACAUUUCCUGCCCCUCUGUCAUUCAUAUCUGGCGCAUCCGAAAAGGCUCCGCCUAGCGCUUAUUCUUCAGGUACUGGAUCAGAUUGGAGGCGGUCCGCCAGUCAUCCCCGUGACCGAGUAAUUAACAAACAGCUAUCGCACGAUCCCAUGCCAAGGAACCGAGACCCUUCAAAACCCAGGACUUCUGUUGACUUUGAUCCUUCAAUCAGUCAAAGAAGACAGAGGAAGCUUUCCAUAUUUGGCGCGAGAAACCCUCCGCCCCCUCCACUCUCGGAGCCCCGGUCUCUCAAAUACUACGACGCCAGAUGGCGGCGCACUAUCACUGGCAUGCCAUCCCAAGCGCCUGCGCCGCUGGGCGCGUAUGCGAAUAAUCGGAAUUUUAUGUCAGAAGAUGACAUCAGAAAGACUGUAAUGCGUACCCACCGACGUACAGGAUCCAGUGGGAUGUCCAGUGCUUCAUCUUCGGCUAGUGGCAGUCCAUCCCCACCAUUCUCUCGCAGAGGGGCACACGACGCUUUUGGCCUUUCCACUGGCUCUCCACACGAGCUUCACACGGCAACUUCACGAACUAGGGCGCCCGUGCUGCGCGUAUUCGUACCUUGCACAGACCUCAUCCCCGCAGCAAUCUCAUCAUGCGAACAACAGCUAAUCGACAACGGCCUCUGGGAACACCUCUCAACUGGGGAUAUCGUCUGCAACUUCGGCUACGUCCCUGCGGCUCCUGAAUCGGACGAGAUGUCGUCAUCACAAGAAUCCGACAGAAGCGCACCACGCAAGUCAUGGCUGCUUUACAACGGCUACUCGCUUAUUCCCUUCGUCCCUCCUGCGCCCCCGCCCGUUGAUGACCCACUCAGCCUUCCAUCACCGCUGUACUAUUCACAUAUCAUGCCCUCGCACGUUCACCCCCUAUUUGCGUUUGCACCUCCAGGUGGCGGUGGCGUCCCUGAGCUCAAUCUAGUACAAACAACAGAACGCGUCCGGUCGCCACAGUCCCGCGGAGGAUGGGCCUCAGCGAAGAAGUACAUGUGGGUCGCGCGUGCACGUGUAGGGAUGGGCUUCGUCGAUAUUGACGAUGGACUUGGCGAAGGGUGGCGAGGUGAAUGGGUCCUCGAGACGGAGGGCACGCGCGAGGGGCGGCAAACGCUUGUAGAUUGUCUCUCAGGGGAUGCAGGCGAGGUUUUCGUGUGGGAGUUUGUGAGGGAAAAGAGCGGCGGUGGGCGAAUAUGGCUAAAGCUUGUAAGACCACUACAACCUCCUUCGGACUCGUUAAUGGACCUUCAUAUGUUACGAUCUUGAGGACUUCAUUGCUGUUUAGAGAACAGUUUUACUUCUACUGCAUUUGCCAUUUACAUCAUUACUACGCCGGACCCUGCAUUAAUAUUGACUCUACUUCUGUACUGACUUUUUUCACGGCGCUCAUUGGUUGGAUAUUUAUCGACUAUAUGUAACUGUCAUGGAUCAGCUGUCACACCUACUCCUGCUUAUCUGGGUACCAUACCGACCACACUUUCAAAUUUUCAAUGCUGCGGAACGUUUUUCAAUCAAGACUCG
Messenger RNA from Suillus subaureus, 2547 nucleotides. RefSeq lists its product as uncharacterized. The coding region runs from base 172 to 2292 and encodes 706 amino acids. The transcript has 3 exons. NCBI's taxonomy places the organism in Eukaryota, Fungi, Basidiomycota, Agaricomycetes, Boletales, Suillaceae. The record is from RefSeq and is a predicted model, not a curated record.